Messenger RNA from Knipowitschia caucasica, 726 nucleotides. The record is from the annotation of a GenBank genome assembly. NCBI's taxonomy places the organism in Eukaryota, Metazoa, Chordata, Actinopteri, Gobiiformes, Gobiidae.
AUGCCUACACCAACCAGAGAUGGCAUGCCUACACCAACCAGAGAUGGCACACCUACACCAACCAGAGAUGGCAUACCUACACCAACCAGAGAUGGCAUACCUACACCAACCAGAGAUGGCAUGCCUACAUCAACCAGAGAUGGCAUGCCUACACCAACCAGAGAUGGCAUGCCUACACCAACCAGAGAUGGCAUACCUACACCAACCAGAGAUGGCAUACCUACACCAACCAGAGAUGGCACACCUACACCAACCAGCCUACACCAACCAGAGAUGGCAUGCCUACACCAACCAGAGAUGGCAUACCUACACCAACCAGCCUACACCAACCAGAGAUGGCACACCUACACCAACCAGAGAUGGCACACCUACACCAACCAGAGAUGGCAUACCUACACCAACCAGAGAUGGCACAUCUACACCAACCAGAGAUGGCACACCUACACCAACCAGAGAUGGCACAUCUACACCAACCAGAGAUGGCACACCUACACCAACCAGAGAUGGCACACCUACACCAACCAGAGAUGGCAUGCCUACACCAACCAGAGAUGGCAUACCUACACCAACCAGAGAUGGCACAUCUACACCAACCAGAGAUGGCACACCAACCAGAGAUGGCAUGCCUACACCAACCAGAGAUGGCACACCUACACCAACCAGAGAUGGCACACCUACACCAACCAGAGAUGGCACAUCUACACCAACCAGAGAUGGCACAUCUAA